Vicia villosa (hairy vetch) is the source of this 521-nucleotide messenger RNA. Its product is annotated as probable small nuclear ribonucleoprotein F. The transcript has 5 exons. NCBI's taxonomy places the organism in Eukaryota, Viridiplantae, Streptophyta, Magnoliopsida, Fabales, Fabaceae. The coding region runs from base 121 to 387 and encodes 88 amino acids. Gene Ontology annotation, molecular function: RNA binding. Gene Ontology annotation, biological process: spliceosomal snRNP assembly; mRNA splicing, via spliceosome. The record is from RefSeq and is a predicted model, not a curated record. Gene Ontology annotation, cellular component: catalytic step 2 spliceosome; U1 snRNP.
AUCCAAUUCCAAAUUUUCUGAACAAAACCCUAAUUUCUUCUGUCCAAAGAAAACCGUAACUUCAACACACAGUAGCAAGCUUCUACCGUUGCAGCGUCUCCGCUUUCGUACCGUUCAACAAUGGCCACUAUACCUGUUAAUCCCAAACCUUUUUUGAACAAUUUGACUGGGAAGCAUGUUAUUGUGAAACUAAAAUGGGGAAUGGAGUACAAAGGUUAUCUUGUUUCAGUGGACUCCUAUAUGAACUUGCAGUUGGCCAACACUGAAGAAUACAUUGAGGGAAAUUUUACUGGGAAUUUAGGAGAGAUUUUAAUCAGAUGUAACAAUGUUCUCUAUCUUCGAGGAGUACCAGAGGAUGAAGAAAUUGAAGAUGCUGCUGAAGACUAGUAGAAUGAAGAUUAGAAUGAAAAAACCAUUGUAAGAUGUAACCAUGUUCUCACCUUUUCGAGAGUAUUAGUGGACGAAGAAAUUGGAAAUACUGCUGAAGACUAAAUGAAAAAACCUUACUGUUAUGACAUAAA